AGACCAGGAGGGAGGAGGGAGAGGAGGAGCAGGCCCGCCCGGCUUCUCCAAACUCGCGGCCAGGGCGCGCGGUGGCUUCCUCCCCGCGCUCCCGCUUGCGCCCCCGCCCGCCGCCCGCCGCCCGGCCGGCAUGAACGCGGAGACCUGCGUCUCUUACAGCGAGUCGCCAGCCGCGGCCAUGGACGCCUACUACGGCCCGGUGCCGCAGAGCCGGGAGGGCUCCUCGCCCUUCAGGGCGUACCCCGGCGGCGAAAAGUUCGGCGCCACUUUCCUGCCCGCCGCCGCCGCCAAAGGGCAGGGGUUCGGGGACGCCAAGAGCCGGGCACGCUACAGCGCGGGGCAGCCGGACCUGGGGGCGCCCCUGGAGAGCGGCGCCGGGGCGCGGGGCUCCUUCGCCAAGUUCCAGCCGCAGCCCCCCGCGCCGCCGCCGCCGCAGCAGCCCCAGCCGCAGCCGCAGCCGCCGGCGCAGCCGCAGCACCUCUACUUGCAGCGGGGCGCCUGCAAGACGCCCCCGGACGGCAGCCUCAAGCUCCCAGAGGGCAGCGGCGGCCACAACGCGGCCCUGCAGGUCCCCUGCUACGCCAAAGAGAGCUCCCUGAGUGAGCCAGAGUUGCCACCCGACUCUGAUACCGUGGGGAUGGACAGCAGCUACCUCAGUGUGAAGGAGGCUGGGGUGAAGGGGCCCCAGGACCGGGCCAGCGCCGACCUCCCCAGCCCACUGGAGAAGGCUGACUCGGAGAGUAACAAGGGCAAGAAGCGGCGGAACCGGACCACCUUCACCAGCUACCAGCUGGAGGAGCUGGAGAAGGUCUUUCAGAAGACCCACUACCCCGACGUGUACGCACGGGAGCAGCUGGCCAUGAGGACGGACCUCACCGAGGCCCGCGUGCAGGUCUGGUUCCAGAACCGGAGGGCCAAGUGGCGGAAGCGGGAGCGCUUCGGGCAGAUGCAGCAGGUCCGGACCCACUUCUCCACGGCCUACGAGCUGCCCCUCCUCACGCGCGCCGAGAACUAUGCCCAGAUUCAGAACCCGUCCUGGAUCGGCAACAACGGGGCAGCCUCGCCAGUGCCCGCCUGCGUGGUCCCCUGCGACCCGGUGCCAGCCUGCAUGUCCCCUCACGCCCACCCCCCUGGCUCCGGGGCCGGCGGCGUCACCGACUUCCUGAGCGUCUCUGGGGCCGGUGGCCACGUGGGCCAGACGCACAUGGGCGGCCUGUUCGGAGCCGGCCUCGGCCCGGGCCUCAACGGCUAUGAGCUCAACGGGGAGCCGGACCGCAAGACAUCGAGCAUUGCGGCCCUGCGCAUGAAGGCCAAGGAGCACAGUGCGGCCAUCUCCUGGGCCACAUGACAGGGCCCUCCCGCCCUGGCCCGCACCCGCCCCACCUCGGGGCGCUGGCCACGCCCAUGCUUUCCAGGCCCCCAGCCUCCCACUCGACUUUCCUCUUAGGAACCUGGCCCGGGUCAGGGGCCUGACCCUCAGCACUUUCAGCCACCCCAGGUCUGAGGCCCCGGGGACUGCUGGGAGGGAGGGGACAGCAGGCCCCUGUCCCUCCCCGCACCAAGGCCGAGAUGCCUGCUCCCGGCCAGGGGCAGCGGAGGAAGCAGUGGUCGGGGUUGCGACUUCGCAUCCAUUAGAAGCUGGAGACCCUCUCCUCCAUCCCGCCUGGUGUGACCACUGAGUCAAGUCUAAAUUCCCGCCGAGACCCAGCAGCAGCCGCAAUGCAGUCACGUCCGUCCAUCCUUCUUCUGUGUGGCCCCCGGUCAGCAGCCCCAAGACUGUCUGGAGGACAGGCUGACCUGCAGGGUCAGCCCUCUGCCCUCCUGGCUCCUUUCCUCUUCUUAAACACCCCAUAAAACCUGACCUCCUGGACCCCAGGCACCUGCCUCACCGUCACCCAGAGUGGAGGAGUCCCCAUCCUGAGUGUCCCCAGGCUGGACACGCCCAGAAGGAAUGAAUGGGCCGAGGAGCGGGAGCCAAAGAAUCCAGCGGUCACCAGCAGUGCUGACGUGCAGGAGGGGGACGCACCCGGAAACCCUGGAUCUGGGUGAAUCGCCAGGGAAGAUGCAGACCCCACGGUACCCCCGGUGCUCAGGGGAGAGAAGCUUCCAGAGAGAGAAAGAACCACAGGGAAAUGUCCAAGUGAGGGCAGGGCUCGCACACACACUCUGUCUCCGGCCCUGACAUCCCGUUGUGGGCAGGAUGACAGCGACCAUGGGCAGGUCGGGCAGGUCUGUUCUCCAUCCAGCUAGCCCCUCUGAGGGGGGAGGGGGUUGGGUUCUCCCUCCUGUCCCCUCCUGGUCACUCACUGGGGCAGCUGAGCAGUGUCUUGGAAGGACUUACACCUGGGACAUUGGAGCCAGGGCCUGGGGGAGGCACAGGGUCAGGGGCGCGUGCGGGAUCUGCUGGAGGACCUGUGCCCACGCUUGGUCUCCAGGCUGCCUUCCCAUCCUCUGCCAUCUCUGGCACACUGACAUACCUUCCAGAGCCUUCCACAGUGACGGGGCUCCGUAGCCUUCCAGGCACAGGGCAGACAGCCCUCCUCAUGCUUCUUCCUAAGGGAUGGGAAGCCCCAGCCCCUUCCUCUGGCCUCUGGGAGGCUCCUAGGGGAGAGCCCAGGAU
Molecule: messenger RNA, 2620 nt
Organism: Pipistrellus kuhlii (Kuhl's pipistrelle)
Lineage: Eukaryota; Metazoa; Chordata; Mammalia; Chiroptera; Vespertilionidae
Gene: ALX4
Product: ALX homeobox 4
Exons: 4
Coding region: 131-1348 (405 amino acids)
Biological process (GO): regulation of transcription by RNA polymerase II
Molecular function (GO): RNA polymerase II transcription regulatory region sequence-specific DNA binding; DNA-binding transcription activator activity, RNA polymerase II-specific
Source: RefSeq, a predicted model, not a curated record